GGAGUAUUUCCUCAACUUUGUACCUUCCCUACCCUUCCGAAGCUGGAAAUAUUUGCCACAUGACUUCGUCAAGCAUUAAUGAGUUGUUUCGCGUCGAUGGAUUGGUUGCCUUGAUAACAGGCGGUGGCACCGGCAUUGGACUUAUGAUGACGAAAGCCCUUGCUCUUAACGGAGCUAGGAAGGUGUACAUCAGUGGUAGGCGAAGAGAGGUUCUAGACCAAGCUGCAAAGCAAUCCCCACAUGGCAACAUCAUCCCUCUUGUCGCCGAUGUAAGCUCGAAGGAAAAUAUCGAAGCACUUGCAGACCACAUACGAAAGGAUCUCGGUCAUCUUAAUCUGCUCGUUGCCAAUGCUGGCAUAUGGGGCCCUGGGCCAGGGCAGCCUCUUGGUACAAGCCUGCAGGAAGUUCAAGCAGAAGCCAUGAAGACAACUAUGGACGAAUGGGACCAGUGCUUUCGAACAAAUGUUCACGGUUGCUAUUACUCGAUCAUGGCUGUUCUUGAUCUCCUUGAUGAAGGAAAUAAAAGGAAGAACUAUUGCAAUGGCGAGGUGAAGAGCCAAGUCAUUGUCACUGGCAGUAUAGGCGGUUAUUCCCGAAUUGUUGGUGGACGCAACGCCUAUCGCGCUAGCAAGGCUGCAGUAACGCACCUCGCUAAGUGUCUGGCCACAGGCUUCCAAGAAUUCGGCAUCAGAGUGAAUACACUAGCCCCAGGCCUUUUCCCAUCUGAGCUAGCAGCACCGCUAAUUGAGAAGUAUAACGGGUUCGCCGAUGAGGAUGGUAAGAUAGACAGAAAGCGCUUACCGGAGGAGCGAAGUGGGACGGAGGAAGACAUCACCGGAACGAUGUUGUAUCUCGUCUCAAGAGCUGGGGCCUACAAUAAUGGCAAUGUGUGCGUUCUAGAUGGAGGCAUGGUUAGCGUUAUGCCGGCCUCUUACUAGUUCUUCGUUCGUAUAUGUAUC
This is a messenger RNA of Lindgomyces ingoldianus, 959 nucleotides long. Its product is annotated as NAD(P)-binding protein. Bases 60 to 938 code for a protein of 292 amino acids. NCBI's taxonomy places the organism in Eukaryota, Fungi, Ascomycota, Dothideomycetes, Pleosporales, Lindgomycetaceae. The transcript is spliced from 2 exons. The record is from RefSeq and is a predicted model, not a curated record.